Messenger RNA from Sphenostylis stenocarpa, 504 nucleotides. The record is from the annotation of a GenBank genome assembly. Lineage: Eukaryota; Viridiplantae; Streptophyta; Magnoliopsida; Fabales; Fabaceae.
AUGCAUUCAUUGGGGUAUAGAGCGAACGCGUUGCUGACCUUCGCCGUAACCAUUCUGGCCCUUAUGUGCGGCAUGGCCUCUCUCUCCGACAACUUCAACUCCCCCUCUCCCUCUGCCCAAGUCCAGGUCUUGAACAUCAACUGGUUUCAGAAACAGCCCAACUCCAAUGACGAGGUCAGCAUGACAUUGAAUAUAUCGGCUGAUUUGCAGUCCCUUUUUACAUGGAACACAAAGCAGGUUUUCGUUUUUCUUGCUGCUGAGUAUGAAACUCCUAAGCAUUCUUUGAUUCAGAUAUCUCUAUGGGAUGGUAUCAUUCCCUCUAAAGAGCAUGCCAAGUUCUGGAUUCAUACAUCAAAUAAAUACCGCUUCAUUGACCAGGGAAGCAAUUUGCGUGGCAAAGAAUAUAACCUGACCAUGCAUUGGCAUGUUAUGCCUAAGACUGGCAAAAUGUUUGCUGAUAAAAUAGUCAUGCAAGGUUACAGAUUGCCAGAGGAAUAUAGAUAA